AUGAAAGAGUGUCUUGGAUCACCAUUACAGCCCUCAACACCAUUACAACAUGCACUCAAGGAGCCAUGCAAAAGUGUAGGGUUAUCACUUGGAUUAACCAUGCGAGAGCUAGGAGAAAGUAUCAGGAAUAUGAAAAGAUGCCAAGCAAAAGUCCUAAAGUUGGAGUCCAUUAAACUAGAGCUCAAUCUACUUUCAACUUCACAUAAACUACGAGGGAUUGCAAAUGUUGAAUCUCUUGCCAUAGCAAACUUCUUGUUUCUAUUAAUGGAAAUAGUUGAUAAGGUAGAAGUUUUGGCCAAAGAAGUGGAAGAACUUGGAGAGGUGGCUGGUUUUCAAUCUAAAUAG
This is a messenger RNA of Lactuca virosa, 345 nucleotides long. Lineage: Eukaryota; Viridiplantae; Streptophyta; Magnoliopsida; Asterales; Asteraceae. The record is from the annotation of a GenBank genome assembly.